Striga hermonthica is the source of this 999-nucleotide messenger RNA. The record is from the annotation of a GenBank genome assembly. NCBI's taxonomy places the organism in Eukaryota, Viridiplantae, Streptophyta, Magnoliopsida, Lamiales, Orobanchaceae.
AUGUUGAAUAUUUCCAUUAGCAACCCACAAUGUUCCCAAUCGGUCAAGCCUUUGAAAAAAGCAGCCAAAGACUCCCAAAAUUCAAAUACUUCUCAAUCGUCAAUUGCUAAAAAGGAUUGGACUACCAAAGAGGAGGAGGCAUUAACUGAGGCGUGGCUCUAUAUCUCCGUGGAUGCCGAUGUGGGAAAUAACCAAAAAAAUGCUGCUAUGUGGGCACGUGUCCUUGACAUUUGGAAACAAAAAAUGGGACCUGACCACCACACAAUGAGAAACAAUAAUAGCUUGCAGUGUCAUUGGUUCCAAAUACGGUCCGCAGUAAGCAAAUUUGUUGCAAAGUAUGAGCAGCUCGAACGACAUCCACAGAGUGGUACCAACCCAAAUGACUUGGUGAUAAAAGCAUUACGCUUGUAUGAAGAUUUCUUUGGGAGCCCCUUCAAGUUUCUUCAUUGUUGGAAAAUAUUGGUCAAGAACCCGAAAUGGUGCUCAAAAAUGUUGACAAAGGCAAAUGUAUCCAAUAAACAAGAAACAAUCAAUAUCCCUUCUCAAACUGCAGACGAUUCUCCUCAUGAAACUAUCAGUGAAGAACCCUCAGCGCCCAAAGGUGUAAACAAUGAAGAAAUUGCUCGACCAGAGGGAAGGAAAAACUGCAAAGACAAAAAGCGGAAGCUAAAUGAGGAGAAAGGUGUAGUUGAUGCAUUAAACAAGUUGCAAAGCACUUUAGAGAAACAAGUUGGCGUCAACCAAGCAAGCUUGAAUAUGAAAGAGGAAGCAAUGAAAAAAGAAAUGGAGCUGAAAGAGCAAGUGAUGAGAAGAGAGAUAGAAUUGAAAGAAGCUGCCCAAAAACAGAGAAAAGAAGAUCAUGCAAUGAAGAUGAAGGAACAAAGAAAACAACAUAUCAUGAACCAAGAUUUAAGUGUAUUAUCACCAUCACUAAGAGCUUCUUUUGAAGCCAUGCAGGCUCAAAUAUUGAAAGAUUGGGAAAAUGAAAUUCUUCACUAA